AUGGGGCAAACAGUAUCAAAAGAAGAGAUAAAAGAAGAGAUUGAAAAACAAUUAAACAUUUGUUUCCUCUCACUUGAUCAAGAAGAUAUUCACUCAAAGAAUUCAAUUUCAUUUAAUCUUUCAACUGUAUCCGCUCACAAAGGAUCAAUAGAUUUUAUUUUUAAUAAAACUAGUAAUAAUAAUAGUAGUUUAAUAGGUAGCAAUGGAUUUGUAAACAUUAGUAAUAAUAAUAUAAUUGAUGAUUUAAUUAAAGAUAAAUCAACUUCAAUAUUAUUACAAUAUGCAAAUAAACAUAACGAUCAUGAUUUAAAUAAAAAUAAAAAUAAUAAUAAUAAUUCUGAAGAAAAUAAUAAUAAUAGUGGUGAAGGAGAUGAAGAUAAUACUGGAGAAAAAGCACCACCACCAGCACCAUCAUCACCAUUGUCACCAUCAUCAUCAUCAUCAACGUCAACAACAACAACUCCAUUAUCAACAUCAAUUUCAUUAAAUGAUUUAAAUUCAAUGCCAAGAAAAAGAACAACCAUUAAAUAUAAACAAGGUAGUUUCGAAGCAUCUUCAUAUGAUGGUGAUGAAAUUUCAAUUCAAGUUGUUAAAAAGAAUUGGAUAAAUAAUAGUAAUGAUAAUAAUAGUCAACAAAGACCAAGGUUAUAUGAAAGAUCUUUAAAAACAUCACAACAACAACAACAACAACAACAACAACAAUUUAAAUUUCAACCAAAUGAAACAUUAUCUCUAUGGGAAUAUUUUGAUGAAAUUAAUUCACCACCAAUGCUUUAUAAUAUUGAUCAAAAUAAUUUAAAUUUUACAAAUAAUUAUAUAGUUCAAGAGAAAUUAAAUUCAUUGGAUAAUAAAGAUGAUGAUGAUAAUAAUAAUAAUAAUAAUAAUAGUAAUAGUCAAUCAUUCACAUUUAAUAAAGAAUUUAUAAAAUCAGUAUUACAAUCAUUUUCAACAUAUAUAAGUUCAUUACCAAAUUCAAUUCAUUUCACAGAUACAAAUAUACCACCAUCAAUUGAUUAUACUUCACCAAAUGUUUUAAAACUUCAUCCAAAUUUAUUACCAAUAAUUGAAAUCAUUUAUAAUGAUAUUGAUAAUAAUGAUAAUGAUAAUGAUGAUGAUGAUGAUAAAAAUAAUAAUAAUUUAAAUGAUAAAAUAUUUAUAAUUUAUAAAAAAUAUAAUUAUACAUUAGAUGGAUUAUUAAGAUAUAGUUUACAAUAUUUACAAAGGAAUCAAAAGAUAACAACAUUUAUGAUUUAUCAAUUGAUACAAUUAUUUUCAUUUUUACAUCAACGAGAGAUUGUUCAUGGUGAUUUACAACCAUCAAAUAUUCAUUUAAAUAAUCAAAUGUGGUUAGGAUUAGAGGGUUUUUCAUUCCCUUCAACUCCAUUAUAUCAUCAACCUUUAGAGAAUCAAUUUGAAAGUUCAAUGAAUAAAUGGAUCAAUGGUGAAUUAUCAAAUUUCAAUUAUUUAAUGAUUUUAAAUCAUUUAGCUCAUCGUCAUAUUGGUGAUCCAAUGAAUCAUCCUGUUUUACCUUGGGUAAUUGAUUUUACAACUUCACCAAUUAAUAUUGAUAAUGAUAAUGAUAGUCGUGAUGAUGUUGAUAAUAGUAGUAGUAGUAAUAAUAAUAAUAAUAAUAAUAAUGAAGAUCAAUCAGGGAAAACAGUAGGUUGGAGAGAUUUAACAAAAACAAAAUAUAGAUUAAAUAAAGGUGAUGAACAAUUAGAUUUUCAAUUUUUUAAUACUGGUAAUUCAACGACAUUAGGUGAUGAUAGUAUGGGUGGUGGCAUUGGUAGUAUUGGUAGUACUGGUGGUAUAACAAAUAGUAGUAAUAAUGGUGGUGGUGGUGGUAGUGGUAAUAGUGGUAAAGCACAUCAUAUUUCUGAUAUACUUUCAGAGUUAACAUAUUAUAGUUAUUUAGCAAGAAGAACAUCAGUACCAUUAUUAAGAAGAUUCGUACGUACAAAUUAUGAACCAAAUGAAUAUCCAGCAACGAUGGAACGUCUUUAUCGUUGGACACCUGAUGAAUGUAUACCAGAGUUUUUUACAGAUUCAACUAUAUUUAAAUCGAUUCAUUCUGAUAUGCCAGAUUUACAAUUACCAGAUUGGGUACCGAAUCAAUCCACUCAAGAAUUUAUAAAAAUUCAUAUGAAUGCAUUAGAGAGUGAUCAUGUUUCAAAACAAUUACAUUCUUGGAUUGAUUUAACUUUUGGUUAUUUAUUAUCUGGUGAAGAAGCUAUUAAAGCAAAGAAUUUAGCAUUAAUGGAUACAACUAUUCCAAGAAAUAAUGGUAUCGUUCAAUUAUUUAAUCAUCCUCAUCCAAAGAAAAAAUAUUUAAAAUCUUUAAAAUAUCAAAGACAACAACAAACUCAACAGCAUCAACAACAAACUCAACAACAACCACAAUUUGAUACAGAAUUUACAAUUAAAUUUAAUGAGAGUUCAUUUAGAUAUGAAAAUCAAAAUAUAAAUCAUAAUAGUACAUUCUUACCAAAUACAACUAUAAAUUCAAUUUUAAAUAAUUUAUCAAAUGUAAAUAAUCAUCAUCAUCAUCAUAGUCAUAAUAGUAAUAUUCCUAAUACAGUAUCAUCAAGAUCAGAUUCAUUCGGUUCAAAUAGUUCAUCUAGUGCACCUGGUAAUAGUAAUAGUAAUAUUUUAUUAUCACCAUCAAUGAGUAGCAGUAUGGGUAGUUUAAAUAGUGCGACAUCACCAUCAUCACAAUCACAAUCAUCUCAUCAACAAACUUCAUCAACACCAACUAGUCAAACACAAAGGUCAUUUUCAAUUAUUAAUAAUAAUAAUAGUAGUAGUAGUAGUAAUAGUGGUGUUAAUAAUAAACCAAGAACAUCAUCAGGUAAAAAAGAGGGUGAAAAUAAACCAUCACUUGCAAAAUUUUUACCAUCAUUAUUUACACAAGCCAUUAAAAUCGAAAAAGAAGAUAACUCAAUUGUAUCAUCUUCACCAACAAAUACACCAGUUCAAAUUGAUCUUUUAUCAAGUGUAAAUUCAAAUUAUAUUGGUUAUGGUAGUAGUAUUGGUAAUUCUUCAAUGCAACAUCAAUUAUAUUUACAACAACAACUACAACAACAACAACAACAACAAGCGCAGCAACAACAAUCACAACAACAAUCACAACAACAACAAGCAAACUCACCAAAUAGUAAACAAUUACAUUUAAUUCAUUCAAAAUCUGAAGAAUCAAUGAUAAAGAAAUAUAGUAAUGGUUUAUUUUCAUCAAUGGGUAUUAGUAAGAGUACUACUAAUGCACCAACAACAAAUAAUACCACUACAAAUAGUAAUAUGGGUGAUAGUAUUGGAAAUAAUAUAACAAGUCCACCUUCACCAACUUCAUUAAAGGAUUCAUCAUCAAUUCAACAACAACAACAACAACAACAACAACAACAACAAAAUAGUGAAUCAACUAGACCAAUAACACCACCAAAUGUAUCAAAUAGUACAACUGAUUUAUCUUCAAUUUAUACAAAUCAAGAACAUAUAAUUGAACCAUUACCAGCUGAAUUAGAACUUGAAUUAUAUGAAUAUGAAUUAUUGAAUAAAGAUGUCACUGGUAUUAAUGCAAAUAUAAUUUAUUCAUCAUCACCAACAAAUGUUUCUACUACUACUAAUACAACUACUUCUACUACUCAACCAUACAUUAUCUAUAACAAUAACACUACACAAAAUAAUGUAGCAUCAUAUCAUUCACAACAAAAAAAACCAAAUGUAUUUAUAGAAUCAUUAUUAAAUUGUGAAUUAAAUAAUGAAUUUGGUCAUAAUUUUGAAAAUUUAUUACCAAUUUACAGACCAUUAGAAUUUAAUGAUAAUAAUAGUGGUAGUAGUGAGUUAUCAAUAGAUAAUGAAAAGAAUAAAGGAUUAAUUAAAAUAUUUUCAAAUAAUAAAGAACAAAGUAAUUUAGAAAUAUUAAAAUCAAAUGAUAUGUUUGCAUUAGGAUGUAUUAUAGCAGAAUUAUAUCAAGGUUAUCCAUUAUUUACAUCAAAAGGAUUAGAAAAUCAUUUCUUAAAUCAUUCAAAUAGUAGUAAUAAUAAUAAUAAUAAUAAUAAUAAUAAUAAUAAUAAUAAUAAGAAUGGAUCAUUUAUGAUAACUUCAAAUUUACCAAAUAAUGUUAAAGAGAUUGUUGAUAAAUUAAUUCAACCAAAUCCAAUGGAAAGAAGUGAAGUAAAUGAAUUAUUAUCAUCAUCAUUAUUUCCAAAUUAUUUUAAACAGAUGUACCAUUUCUUGGUUCAUUAUCAUUCAUUAAAUACACCAGAGGAGAGAUUAACAUUUACUUUGGCAAAUAUUGGUAUUGUGACAUCAUUACCAAAUGAAUCUAUUGAUUUAAUUCUACCAUUUAUUUUAGAACUAUUCUAUGAUUCUAAAACUAUGGUAUCGGCAUUAAUAGAUUUAUUGGAUCCGUUAUCACAGAGAUUAGGUAUACAUUUAUCAACUAGCUAUCUACUACCAUGUCUGAUAGCCCUAUAUCAGAGACAUGACGAUCAUCUAUUACAAUGUCAUUUAAUUCAAAUACCAAUGAUCGAUAUGAUAGUUUCAAGAUUUGGAAGGGACGUUUACAUUCAUCAUAUACUACCAUUCCUAUUGGACAGUGUUAAAACCAAUCCAAAGGAUAACCCAAAUCAUGAAAUGUUGACAACUGCAUUGAUAAAGAUAUCCAAAGUCCUAGGUAUACCAUUAACAAUUAGACAUAUGAUGUAUCCACUAUUGGUUGCAUUAACUAAACCACGUCUUCAACAUUUAAAUGAACCAUUGGUUGCAAUAGCUUCAAGUCUUGGUGAAAAUGUUAUUGUCAAAUUUUAUUUCCCUUCCAUUUUCAUACUAAUUCAAAAACAUUCUUCAAAAGCAUCAAGAUCUGAAUCGAUACCAUGUACUUUGUUAUCAUUAUUACAAGAAUUAAUCCUAUUGGUUAAACCUGGUUUAGUAUUAAGAUCAUUGCUAAAAGAAUCGACUCAAUUGGCUUCAUUAUUAUUAAAUCCUUCAAAUACUUCAUUACUAUUACCAUUGGCUGAAACUUUAUUAAGAAUCUCUGGUAGAAUCGGUGUAAAUCAUACAAAAAAUUAUAUAUUAAAGUAUGUUCAACAAUUCUUUUCAAAUUAUUCAGAUCUCUAUGAUUAUAGCGGUGAUAAUAGUUAUGCUAAAAUUGGUGGUGAUUCUGAAACUACAAAACAAUUACGUAGUAUUUAUUCACCUGAAAUGACUUAUUAUCUUUAUUAUAAAUUAGCAAGAAUCAUUGGUUUUGAAGUUAUGAGAGCUGAAAUCUCUGAUAAUUCUUUAAUUGAACAUAUAAUGAGAAUUUAUAUAAAAGAAAAUAAUAUUAAAACUACAAAUUCAACAAUAACAACAACAACAACAACAACAACAACAACAACAACAACAACAACAACAAAUAAUAAUAAUGAAAAUCCAAAUAGUUUAAAUUUUAUACCACCAUAUGUUUCAGACGAUGGAUUAUAUGAUAUAAUUGAAGAAACUUUAGAUCAAAAAAUUAGUUCAACUUAUUUAUUAGAUGAUUAUCAAGAUUAUGAUGAUUUAAUUUGUGAUAAAACAUUUACAUUACAAGGUAAUAUAGUCGCACAAUAUAAAGAACAUAAUGCAUCUAUUAAAUCAUUGGCUGUAUCACCAUCUGAGGAAAGAUUUAUAAGUGGUUCAAAAGAUAAUCUUGUUAAAAUUUGGAGUUUAGAUUCAACUAAAUCAUUAACAACCUAUAAUCAACAUAUGCAUACAGCUCAUACAGUACAUUUUGUAUCCUCGUUAGUGGCAAGUUGUGAUAUUACCUCCAUUCAAGUUUGGGACCCAGAGAGUAAAAUUAAGGUGAAUGUAUUUUAUGAGCCAACUGGUAGUUUCUCAUGUUUUGAGCCAAUCUCUUCUAAAUAUUUAAUUGCUUCAACUUGUGAAUCAACCCUAUCGUUCUAUGACCUUUCCAUGGGUUCAUUGACUCACGAAUGGUCAUUGGCAUAUCAAACUGGUCAAGCUAUACGUUGUAUUGCCACCUCUAAUGACCAUUUAAUAGGCUCAAACUCUAACCAAUUCUCUUCUUCCUCUUUUAUUGCUAGUGCUACUCCAACUUGGGUUGCUACAGGUUCUUCAUCUGGUAUGAUCACUCUAUUGGACACUAGAACCGGUACAAUCUUGGAACAAUGGAAAUCACAUCAUGAUAGUCCUGUCAAUAAGCUAAUUGCUCAAGGAUCACGUUAUCUUAUCUCUUGUGGUGAUAAAUCUGUAAUUCAAUGGGACCUUCAUCAAUCACCACCAAUCAUUUCAAAAAUGUGGAAAGGUUUUAAAGAUAACAUUACAAAUGCUUCCCUCUAUCAAAAUGAUCUCAUAGUUUCCUCUGGUCAUAAAUUAUCUUCAAUGACACUUUUAGAUGAUCCUUAUCAAUUAACUAGUGGUGGUGGUAAUCAAAAUACAUUUAGAGUUGAUGGCUUAAAAUUAAAUACUCCAAAACAAUCAAAUAUUUUAAGUUUAUCUUUCUUUCCAUUACAUCAUGUUUUAUUAGCUGGUACUGAUGAUGGUUUUAUUAAAAUUUGUCAAUAA
This is a messenger RNA of Dictyostelium discoideum AX4, 6540 nucleotides long. It is a transcript of the gene lvsG, whose product is annotated as WD40 repeat-containing protein. The transcript has 2 exons. The record is from RefSeq and is a predicted model, not a curated record. The coding region runs from base 1 to 6540 and encodes 2179 amino acids. NCBI's taxonomy places the organism in Eukaryota, Evosea, Eumycetozoa, Dictyosteliales, Dictyosteliaceae.